Messenger RNA from Triticum dicoccoides, 1001 nucleotides. Its product is annotated as chlorophyll a-b binding protein of LHCII type 1-like. The coding region runs from base 79 to 879 and encodes 266 amino acids. The record is from RefSeq and is a predicted model, not a curated record. The transcript has a single exon. Gene Ontology annotation, biological process: photosynthesis, light harvesting. NCBI's taxonomy places the organism in Eukaryota, Viridiplantae, Streptophyta, Magnoliopsida, Poales, Poaceae. Gene Ontology annotation, cellular component: membrane.
CCCCCUCUCCUAUCAAGUCAUCUGGACACACCCAUCUCUUGCAGAACCCAUACUGCCAACAUUUUGCGUAGCCUUACAAUGGCGACCACAACCAUGUCUCUCUCCUCCUCGACCUUUGCCGGCAAGGCGGUGAAGAAUGUACAAUCGUCGACUCUCUUUGGCGAGGCCCGUGUCACCAUGCGCAAGACUGCAGCGAAGGCGAAACGGGUUUCCUCUAGCAGCCCAUGGUACGGUGCCGACCGUGUGCUCUACCUCGGCCCACUCUCUGGCGAGCCUCCGAGCUACCUGACCGGUGAAUUCCCUGGCGACUAUGGGUGGGACACCGCCGGGCUUUCGGCUGACCCCGAAACCUUCGCCAAGAACCGGGAGCUAGAGGUGAUCCACUGUCGUUGGGCCAUGCUUGGGGCGCUUGGUUGCAUCUUCCCUGAGUUACUCGCCCGCAACGGUGUCAAGUUUGGCGAGGCCGUUUGGUUCAAGGCUGGCUCCCAGAUUUUUAGCGAGGGUGGUCUCGACUACCUCGGCAACCCCAGCCUCGUCCAAGCGCAAAGCAUCCUAGCUAUUUGGGCGUGUCAAGUCGUGCUAAUGGGUGCCGUCGAGGGGUACCGCAUUGCCGGCGGCCCACUUGGCGAAAUCGUGGACCCACUCUACCCAGGCGGCAGCUUCGACCCUCUCGGUCUAGCCGAUGACCCUGAGGCAUUCGCUGAGCUCAAGGUGAAGGAGAUCAAGAACGGGCGUCUCGCUAUGUUCUCAAUGUUUGGUUUCUUUGUCCAAGCUAUCGUCACAGGCAAGGGCCCUCUUGAGAACCUCGCUGACCACAUCACUGACCCCGUCAACAACAAUGCUUGGGCGUUUGCCACCAAUUUUGUUCCCGGCAAGUAAGUUAUCUUGAAGCCUGUGCACACCACCAAGCGUGUUUAUUGUACAGCCUGAGUUGUACUACCAUGAUGUAAAUUACAAUAAUUUUAUGCAAAAGCAAUGCAAGAUUUGUCCGCCUUCAAUGU